AUGUAUAGUAGUCAAAACAGAGCUUCGAAUUUGUAUCCUAUACCGCAUCAAAAUGGAUAUUCUAUUCAAGGUCAACAGCAGAGCCUCGAGGCGAGUUCUUGGCAGCGACCACAUGAAAUGGUAGAAGCUAAGAGCACGAGCCCAGUCGGAGGAAAGCCAAUGCUUAUGGCAAAUAACAAUGUGUUUUCAAUUGGGCCUUACAAGAAACGGAAAGAUGCCAGUCGAAUUUCCGUAGUAGAAAAAUAUGAGAUCAUUGGAUACAUUGCAGCGGGCACAUACGGUAAAGUCUACAAAGCACGACGAAUUGAAAACGGUGAGGAAAGAGUUUCGGGGUUAGAUACUGGAGGAGCCAGUUUAACAUCGUCAGUGGAAUCGACGAAAGAUUUGGGGCUUGCCAUGGAUGCUAAAUUUAUAAAUCAGUCAACCAGAGUACAUGAAGCUGGUACCGGCGAUUUUCAACAACUUGGGUCAAAACAGGAUGCUAGUGAUCUUUUGAAUAACGCAACGAAAGAGUCUAAUCGAAAUGGCACUUCAAACAGCGCUGAUUCCAGCAAGGCUUCCCCUUUCUACGCCAUUAAGAAAUUUAAGACUGAAAGAGAAGGAACAGAACAAUUACAUUACACAGGUAUUUCGCAAAGUGCAUGCAGAGAAAUGUCGCUUUGUCGCGAGCUCAAAAAUAAACACUUAACUCAUUUGGUGGAGAUUUUUCUCGAGCGGAAAAGCAUCUAUAUGGUGUCAGAAUUUGCCGAACAUGAUUUACUCCAAAUAAUUCAUUUCCACUCGCAUCCAGAAAAAAGACUGAUACCUCCCAAAAUGCUGAAAUCAAUCAUUUGGCAAAUCUUGGAUGGGGUCUCAUAUCUACAUCAAAAUUGGAUUCUGCACAGGGAUUUGAAACCUGCCAAUAUAAUGGUGACCGUUGAUGGGUGUGUAAAGAUAGGAGACUUGGGAUUGGCAAGAAAGUUCAACAAUAUCGUUCAAACACUCUAUACUGGUGAUAAAGUGGUAGUGACAAUAUGGUAUAGGGCGCCUGAGCUUUUACUCGGAGCUCGACAUUAUACUCCUGCCAUCGAUCUUUGGGCCGUGGGAUGCAUUUUUGCGGAGCUGAUAGGACUGAGGCCCAUCUUCAAGGGAGAGGAGGCUAAGAUGGAUUCCAAGAAAAGUGUGCCUUUCCAGGCUAAUCAAUUGCAAAGAAUUCUUGAAAUCCUUGGAACGCCGACUGAGAAAACAUGGUCACAUAUCCACAAAUAUCCUGAAUUUGAGCAAUUGGCCAGGUUUCCGAAAUACCGCGACAACCUGCCAGUCUGGUAUCAUUCCGCUGGCGGACGGGACAAAAACGCCCUUCAUCUUUUAUAUCAGCUGCUCUGUUAUGACCCCAUAUCGAGACUGGAUGCAAUCAACGCCCUUGACCAUCCAUAUUUUGCUUCCGAAGAGACGUCUUUGUGUGAGAAUGUGUUCGAAGGAUUAAAUUAUAAGUAUCCUCCUCGUAGGAUACACACGGGCGAUAAUGAUAUUGUGAAUGUGGCAGGUCCAAAAACGAAAAAUGCAUCCACCCAUCAACAGCAACCUACUGCUCCAAACAAUGCUAGUGCAGCUGCUCUAGGAGGCCUUGGCGUAAAUAGACGGAUUUUGGCCGCAGCAGCAGCAGCCGCGGCUGCAGUUUCAGGAAAUAACAAUGUAUCGCAGCCAGGUGUCUCAGCAUCCUUAAGUGGCCCUGCUAAAAAGAAGCGGAAGUGA
Molecule: messenger RNA, 1734 nt
Organism: Lachancea mirantina
Lineage: Eukaryota; Fungi; Ascomycota; Saccharomycetes; Saccharomycetales; Saccharomycetaceae
Source: the annotation of a GenBank genome assembly